AUGAUAUUUUAUAAAGUUGCACUAUACUUGGUGGUUGUGGCAUGCAAGGAUUUACAAGCUCAAAAAAUAUAUUAUGGUGAUGACCAUAACGGUCCUGCAUCCGUAGGACAUGAAUUCAACUUGAUAUUUCCUAAAAAUACAAUAAAUGCUGGUCAAACACCAGUUAUUAGCAUUGUUGUGAUGAAUACGAACUUAAGUACGGUGGCAACAGUUAGAGUACAGUAUUACGAAGUGCACGGUGAAAAAAGAGAACCUAAAGAAAUUACUCUUAAAAUUAACGGUUUAUCGUAUGAAACAGUAGAAUUCAAUAGCUCUUCGUUAAGUACUUGCGGUGAACCAGCAGCUAAUUAUCUUACGACUUGUAUAGAUACUACCAUAAACGUCUAUUCUGAAGAAGCGCUUAUUAGCGUUCUUGCAAAUUGGUACCUUCCAGAUUCUGGAGACAGUUUUGCCGUAACGCCUAUUACAAUGGGUGGAUAUGAUUUCCGAUUAUCAAUACCUCAACCUAGCGAUGCUGGUAACAGUACUGUAUAUUUUUUACCCACAUCACAAAACUAUACGAAUUUAGUUAUUUUUGGCGAGAUUGAUGAGGAUCCUUUUUACCUGACCUUUAAUAUUAAACCAAAUGAUUCAAGUCUGAUAACAAUACGAACGCAGUACUCGUUAACGUUAUGGGCAGUUUCAAACUGUUCAUUUACCAUUGCGGCAUUUGCAGAAGGCUUAGCGAUUUCAGAAAAAAUGAGUAAAAAAGAUUUUGGUGCUUUCAUGCCUACACCUACAAUUGAGACAGGCUGUGGAGAAACUCUGAAUGAUUAUCAUGUAUUUAUGCAACUUGCUGCUGAAAGAAUCUUAGUAACACAGAGUCCAUAUUGUAUAGUACCAUUUAGUACUUAUGGUGAUUCAGGAAAAUCCGCUGAGUAUUUCGACCCUUAUACUAGCGAAGAUAUACAUUUGAGCGGAUAUGGCUUAAAUGCAGGCGUUAAUUCUAGUUUGGGAAUGCUACAAGUACUACAAUAUGGAGGUUAUAAUCUGAAUGAAACUUUCGAUGGUGCAUAUUUGGAUAUGGCGGUUUCUUGGUCACAGUUUGUUACUGGUCUUACUACCUUUUAUGUACCUACUGAUGAAAACAUCGUUUCGAUAAUUGCUGAUGAAGAUGGAAUAGCAGAAAUGUAUUUUGACAUGACAACACAAAUCUGGAAUUGGGCUCCGAUACCGUAUUAUGAUGAGUCAUUUUACUUCGCUACGGCAUCUGUUUCAAGUGGACUUCAUACUAUCGAAUCAUACGGUUUCUAUACCGUAUUUGUUGUAGGCCGUAAUAAUCGCGCUCUGUACGAACAAGUAGCGAAGGAUCUGCCUGAGAAAAAAACAACUUUACCACCAACAACAACUACAACACCUUCAACUACUACUAGUACUUCUUCAACUACUCCAAGUACAACUACUUCUUCAACUACUCCAAGUACAACUACUUCUACUACUACUACUUCUACUACUACUACUUCUACUACUUCUACCACUACUACUACUUCCAGUAAGUGA
Molecule: messenger RNA, 1539 nt
Organism: Thelazia callipaeda (thelaziosis nematode)
Lineage: Eukaryota; Metazoa; Nematoda; Chromadorea; Rhabditida; Thelaziidae
Source: the annotation of a GenBank genome assembly